CCAAGUUUUCUUAUUUAUGCUUGUCCAAUGCAAUCCAAUAAGGUUACAUCGCAGUUUUGAUAAUUUACAUUUAUUGGUCAUUGCUCUUGUCGCUGAAUGAAAACGUAUCCAAUGAACGUUCGUGUUUAGUAAGUGAUAUCCUAGUAACUAAGAUAUAACAAUUCUUCGUUUGUCACGUGAUUGAAAACAUACUUGCCAAUCAAGAAACAGGAAGUGUAAAAGUGUAUUAAAUUUAAUGUUAAAUUCUUCGAAAUUUUGUACGUUCGACUGAAACAGUUUAAAAAACAAACUGCUUUAUCCAUCCAACCGUAACAAUUCUUUUGUUCUAACUUUAUUUUAACCUCAAAAAUGGUCAACGGUCAGCACAGAGCUAGGGAAUAUUACUUUACGCAUGCGUAGAAAGCAGCGCUGACGCAGAAGUACGUCAGCUGUUUUGCUAGAGAUGCGUGCAUUGGGAAUGGUGUAUUGUUGACUGCAGAGCACUUCGCAGUUUGUAGGCCCGAUCAUAUUUUCUUUGUUUAUUUGGUGUGCAGAAUCGAAGAAUCACCGUGAAAAAGGCCCUAUCGGCAGUGAAAGAUCACGAAGCGUUCGAGUAUAGCUAAGGAAAUCGUAAUAGAAGCCUGAAAUUAUACGGAAACCCGUUGGAAAUUGAUCCUUUUGAGAAGCAGUGUUCACAAAGGCGUCCGUCCGACUGUAGUGUUCUGUGCUACCACUUCAGGAGGUUUGGGACGUUCUGUUUUCUGGAACGGACUUUAACUCCAAUUCCAGAAGAUAAUUAUGGCACAAACAACGAGUAGCGCUCUUAGAGCCCUUGCCUUGGAAUAUAAAAGUCUUCAAGAAGAACCCGUGGAAGGAUUUCGCGUGAAACUCGUUAACGAGGACAACAUGUUUGAGUGGGAAGUGGCUAUCUUCGGGCCUCCGGAUACGCUUUACCAAGGAGGAUAUUUCAAGGCACACAUGAAGUUCCCGCCAGAUUAUCCAUACAGUCCACCAAGCAUUCGGUUUAUGACGAAAGUUUGGCAUCCGAACGUGUACGAGAAUGGAGACCUAUGCAUAUCGAUUUUGCAUCCACCCGUAGACGAUCCACAGAGUGGCGAACUACCAUGCGAGAGGUGGAAUCCAACACAGAAUGUCAGGACGAUCCUCCUCUCGGUGAUUUCGCUCUUAAACGAGCCCAACACGUAUAGCCCCGCCAACGUGGAUGCUUCUGUGAUGUACAGGCGCUGGCGCGACUCCAAGGGUAAAGACAAAGAAUAUGAAAAUAUCAUAAGGAAACAAGCGCAAGCGGCUAAAAUGGAAGCUGAAAAAGAAGGUAUCGUAGUGCCGGUAACGCUGGAAGAUUAUUGUAUCAAGACUCAUGCGAGGCCAGCCGAGCAACAAUUAGACAUGACGGAUUUCUACGAUGACGAGUACGAGCUGGACGACGACGAUGAUGACGAGCAAAUGAGUGCCAGCGAUUACGAAGACGGUGACGAUAGUGGCAACGGAGAGUCGUGAUCCAUUUCCUAAGGGACGACAAAAAUAAACUCGAAGAAGGAAAAAAAAACGCUAAUUAUUAUCAGUUCUGUAUAGAUUAAUAAAUUAACGGGCUUCUAAACCGGACGCUCUCUCCUUUCAGACGUGCCACCUAAAUUCAAGUACACGUUCGAAGAACAUUUAAUCAUUGUUAGAGUACUUUUCGUUUUUGUAAGUAGAUUCGCAAACACAUGUUUUAAAGAUGACGACAUCUGUAUCAUGAAUGCCGUUUUACUGUUGCAGGUGCCUCUAGACAAUAUUAAUUAAAAGUUCUAUAAUAAAUAUUACGAAAAUCCUUGAAUCGGUUCUAAUCAAAUGUUUUGUACGCUAUCGUUGAACGAAAUCUCUUAAAACCAUAAUGAUCGAAAGAAAAAAAGAGUGUAAAAGAAAUCGGAAUUCUGUACGCAAAGCAAUUUUUUUCUAGAGGAUACUAAAAUUGUCGAGAAUGCCGCGUUUAUAAGCUCUUUAACUUAAGCAAUAUACGGUAUGAACAUAAGUACUCUGUUAGGAGCACUGUGCUUGUUGUGUUGUGGUUGGCACGUCGGUCUUUUUAACUAGGCAAAAAAAAAAGGAUAAAAGGACCAAUUGAUUUACCUAAAGCGGUGAUUCAGCGUUCGAUUAAAUAAAUUUCUAAGGAAAGUACAAUGAUUGGGCUGGCUCAAAUCUCCUUUUAUCCAUGCGUCAUACUUAAAAUUUAUAUCUAGUAGGUACAUCAAUUGAUCCUUGCAUUUUCGAAUCUUCGAUGAAACUUACAUGGAAUAAAAUGAAAAAUUUCGACGUUUCGUGUGAUUAUUUAUGCUGUAAAGCCAAACGUUGAGAAAAAGAAUUCAAUUCGUGUAAGCGAGAAGUAAAACAAACUGCCAUGAAAGACCUGUUGAACAUUCUUCGAUGUACCAUUCUGUUUCGAAGAAUUUAUAUACAUCUUAAUGGGUUUUUUUUUGUUUCUAUUUCUGUUCAGAACUCUACUACUCGAUGAUGGAACACAUCUUUUUUGUAUGCACAUGAAUUUACAUAGGUUUAAGUACUACCAUAGAAUCUUAUAUUAUAAUUUUUCUUUACAAAACGUUUUGUUUUGUGGUGGGAUAUUUUAUAGCAGGUCUUUGGACAGUUUGUUUUUGUUCGUGGUUUUUAAACGUAUAGAAAUAUAGUUUUUACUAUGAACGAUACUAUCUGUAAGUUUCGAUUUUUUGUCAUUAUAGCAUUACUAAAUCUUUUUUAAAAAAAAGUACUGAAAUACGUUUACGAACUUCUCUUACGUGCAUUGCGCUACAUCCCACGAAGUUAGUUUAGCUUAAUACAAUUAUUAAGAUCUCUUGGUGUUAAGUAUUAUCUUUCACACGGGGACAAAAAGCUUGAUAGAUGGAAUCGAUUAAGAAAUAAACUUAUUACUUAAGUGAAAGAAAUACCAGAUACAGCUAACCUACUCUGUGGUAGUGUGUCUGUGCUCGUAUGACUGAAAUUGUAAAUAGUACACGAAAUCCAAUUCUUAAAGACAUAAAAAUGUAUAAAUGGUA
Megachile rotundata (alfalfa leafcutting bee) is the source of this 3029-nucleotide messenger RNA. Its product is annotated as ubiquitin-conjugating enzyme E2 R2. The record is from RefSeq and is a predicted model, not a curated record. NCBI's taxonomy places the organism in Eukaryota, Metazoa, Arthropoda, Insecta, Hymenoptera, Megachilidae.